This is a messenger RNA of Lasiodiplodia theobromae, 1032 nucleotides long. Its product is annotated as PPE family protein. The coding region runs from base 1 to 1032 and encodes 343 amino acids. The record is from RefSeq and is a predicted model, not a curated record. The transcript has 2 exons. Lineage: Eukaryota; Fungi; Ascomycota; Dothideomycetes; Botryosphaeriales; Botryosphaeriaceae.
AUGAAAGAGCCCGACCGUGCUCAAGACAUCCAGGAAGCGUCUACGCCGCACGCCACAAGCGAACCGCAUAUCACUCCUAACGCCAUGCCGCACGUUCAAGACGGCCCGACGGCGACCGAACUUUCCGUCCGGUUGAAAACCUCUGGCAAGGACAACAUGAACAAUAUCGGCGAUAUUCCCGUUGGAGCUGCCUCUCAAGCCCACAUGGCUGAUCGCCGCGCUGCCCAAGGCGAGACUACCGCAGCGGCACCGGACAUUGUGAAAGACAACAGCAGGCCCAAGGCCGCGACAAAGAAAUCGAGGCUUCAGCGCGCUCCGAUCAAGCUCUGCAAUGGCAGGCGUUUCUUGUUCCGAGACCCUUCCUCUGCUGCUACCUCUUCCUCUGCUACUAGAGGUUCCUCUACUGGUGCAGCUCCUUCUGCUGUUACAGCUUCUUCUCUUGCUACAGCUCCUUCGACUGCUACACCCUCUUCUACUGCUACAGCCACACCGCAGGCGAAAGAACCACGUCCGCUCCCAGAAGUAUCUCGUGCUCCCAGUGCCACUGUCAGCGUCACCGUCAUGGACAAGCAUCCCGAGCAGGUCGAUGAAGAGAUACCGCUUCACGGCUUCGAUGUCAACGUCGCUGAAGCCAAGGCUUGCGUUCAGUGUCUCGUGUUUGCCGUGAGGAAGUACGGCGUUGACCCUACUGUUGAGACCAUCGAGGUGUUCACUGGCAGCAAUGAGUUGCUGAACAGCCUUACCAAGUUCCAUGCCAACCCGUCGGAGAGCGCUGACCUGAAGGAGCAGUUACAGCAAGUGUGCGAGUUUGUGGAGGUGUUGAAGAAGCUGGGAAAGCGCGUCGUGUUCACCUGUGUCAAGGAUCACGACGGCGGAGACGUGGGAGUUGAGGGCAAGAGCAAGGCAGACGAUGAGGUGACUGUCCGCGAUGGAGACAUGAAGGGAGAAAAGAUGGUGUCGUUGAAGAGGAAGAAGGGCGAAGACGAAGGCGAUGGUAAUGGCGGCCGAAAGAAGACAAAGUCUCAGCCGUAA